CAUGGCUGCGGGGCUCGUGAGCGCCUUCCUCACCCUCCUCUUCCUCCCAGCGGUCCGGCCCUGGGGGGUGCUGGAGCUUCGGGUGCUGUCGGCGCGGGGGGGGGCGGGGGGGCCCCUCGUGUUCCGCCUCUGCCUGCGCCCUCCCGGGGGGGGCGGCUGCUCCCUGGGGGUCACCCAGAGCCCCCCCCGGCCCCCCCCCCCCCCCGGAGCGCCCCGGACCCUGCGCCUGCCCCUUGCCUACCCCUGGCCGCGCACCGUGUCCCUCACCAUCGAGUCCUGGCGGCUGGAGGAGGCCGAAGGCUCUGGGGCCCCCUGCCGCCGCCUCCUUGGCCGCGCCGUGACCCGGGAGCGCCUCUCCCCGGGGGGGCCGUGGCGGGGGGGGGCGGGGGGGGGGCUCCGCUUUGGGACCCGCCUGCGCUGCCGCCCCUCCCCCACCUGCAGAGACCCCGCCCCCCCCCGCUGCUGGAGCCCCCCCCGCCGUCGGUGUCGGGAUCCCUGCGCCCCCCCUGGAGGCAGCGCCUGCAGCAAGGGGGGGCCCUGCGCGGGUCACGGCAGCGACUCCCCAGGGCCCCACUGCGACGGCCCCAGCCCAGUCCGGGCAAUGGGAAUGGCACCGGGAAUGGUACCGGGAACACCGGGAAUGGCUCUGGGACACCGGGAAUGGCACCGGGAACACCGGGAGCCUCCGGAAGCUCCGGGAUCGCCCCCUCCGGCCCCGCUCCCCCUGGAGCCGUCCCCGUGCGCCCUCGGGCCCUGCUUCAACGGCGGCGCCUGCGCCCCCCGCGGCAGCGGCUUCUCCUGCAGGUGCCCCCCCGGCUUCCGCGGGGCCAACUGCGAGCGGCGGAGCGACGGCUGCGCUCUGCAGCCCUGCCUGCACGGCGGGCAGUGCCGCCCCUCUCCCUCCGGGUCCCCCCUGUGCCGCUGCCGCCCGGGCUUCCGCGGCCGCCGCUGCGAGCGGAACGUGGACGAGUGCAGCCCGAACCCGUGCGCCAACGGCGGCACGUGCCAGGACGGCGCCAACGCCUUCCGCUGCGCGUGCACGCUGGGCUACGGCGGCCGCCGCUGCCAGGAGCGCGCCGACGCCUGUGCCUCGGGGCCCUGCCUCCACGGCGCCACGUGCUACACGCACAUUUCCGGUCACGUGUGCGCCUGCGCUCAGGGCUUCAUGGGCGCGCUCUGCGAGGAGCCCGUGCCGGCCCCGCCCCUGCCCGGCGCGCGCGCGCCGCGGGGGCGCGCCCCGCCCGCCCUCGCCCUCGCCCUGGCCCUCGGGGGCGCGCUCCCCGCGGCCGCGCUCGGGGCGGCGCUGGGGCUGGCGGCGUGCGGGAGGAGGAGGAGGAGCGCGGGAGGGAGGUGA
Neopsephotus bourkii (Bourke's parrot) is the source of this 1354-nucleotide messenger RNA. RefSeq names its product delta like canonical Notch ligand 3 (gene DLL3). The record is from RefSeq and is a predicted model, not a curated record. NCBI's taxonomy places the organism in Eukaryota, Metazoa, Chordata, Aves, Psittaciformes, Psittacidae. Bases 2 to 1354 code for a protein of 450 amino acids. Gene Ontology annotation, biological process: heterophilic cell-cell adhesion; establishment or maintenance of epithelial cell apical/basal polarity. Gene Ontology annotation, cellular component: plasma membrane; protein-containing complex. Gene Ontology annotation, molecular function: calcium ion binding. The transcript has 9 exons.